Messenger RNA from Caenorhabditis bovis, 1050 nucleotides. Lineage: Eukaryota; Metazoa; Nematoda; Chromadorea; Rhabditida; Rhabditidae. The record is from the annotation of a GenBank genome assembly.
AUGAAGACCAUCGUCCUCUUGACGCUCUUCGGCUGCUCGAACGCUUUCUUCUUCAACCUUCUCGGUCUCGGAGGAGGCGGUGGCGGCGGUUGCUGCGCUCCACCACCACCAGCAUGCGGUGGAGGAUGUGGAGCUGCUGCUCCAGCUCCAGCCCCAGCCGCUGGUGGCUACGCUACUGCUCCGGCCGGUUAUGCCGCCGCCCCAGCUCCAGCCUAUGCUGCGCCAGCCCCAGCUUACGCGCCAGGACCAAUCGCUGGAGGUGGUUAUCAAGCGGCCCCAGCCAUCGGAGGAGGUGGUUCGUACGCUAGCGGAGGAGCCGGUGGAUUCGGAGGAGCCGGACAAGGAGGAUAUGCUGGAGCCGGUGGAUUCGGAGGAGCCGGACAAGGAGGAUAUGCUGGAGCCGGAGGAAUCGGAGGAGGACAAGGAGGAUAUGCCGGAGCCGGAGGAAUCGGAGGAGGACAGGGAGGAUAUGCCGGAGCCGGAGGAAUCGGAGGAGGACAAGGAGGAUAUGCUGGAGCCGGACAAGGUGGAGGACAGGGAGGAUAUGCCGGAGGCGCCGGUGGAGCUGGUGGAUACGCUGGAGGUGCCGGAGGAGCCGGAGGAUACGCCGGAGGUGCCGGAGGAGCCGGAGGAGCCGGAGGAGCCGGAGGAGCCGGAGGAGCCGGAGGAGCUGGAGGAUACCAACAACAAGCGCCAGCCCAGGGAGGAUAUCAACAACAGGCUCCAGCUCAGGGAGGAUUCCAAGCUGCCCCAGCCCCACAACAGGGAGGAUAUCAACAACCGGCUCCAGCUCAGGUCUCCACCUUCACCGAGCAAGCUGCUGCACCAGCCCCAGUUGCCAACUACGGAGAGCAAGCUCCAGUUCAAGAGCAGCAAGCGCCAGUCCAGGAGCAGGCUCCAGUCCAAGAGCAACAGCAGCAACAGACCUUCGAGUCGGCCCCAGCCGCUCAGGAAUACGGAUCCCAAACUUCGGAACAAGUCGUUGAGACUUCGGCUCCAGCCGCCGCUGGAGGAUACCGCAAAGCGCUCAGAAAGGCCGCAAAGGCUUAA